This is a messenger RNA of Sesamum indicum (sesame), 2652 nucleotides long. Its product is annotated as Neutral/alkaline non-lysosomal ceramidase. The record is from RefSeq and is a predicted model, not a curated record. NCBI's taxonomy places the organism in Eukaryota, Viridiplantae, Streptophyta, Magnoliopsida, Lamiales, Pedaliaceae. Gene Ontology annotation, cellular component: extracellular region. Gene Ontology annotation, molecular function: N-acylsphingosine amidohydrolase activity. Gene Ontology annotation, biological process: ceramide catabolic process; sphingosine biosynthetic process; long-chain fatty acid biosynthetic process.
UGUUUUGAUUGCUGGGAAGAGCCAACAUGGUAGUGGCAAUGUAUAGUACUGUGCACACAAUUGAACCCAAAAUAGAAGUCGCAAUCUUGACUGCUACGCCAAGUUGCCAUUUUCCUUUUCCUUUCACAUUAUUCUCUCUAUAAGGAGAAGGUCUUGCCUGUUGGCAGUAACUUGAAUCAGAUUUUCUGAUUUUCUUUUCUCUUGAAGUCAUUAAGCAAAUUCAACUGGCUACCCGGUAAAGGAAUGAUGGGAAGAUCCAUUAGAAUAAUGUUACCAAUAUUUUUGUUACUCUUAGUAGAGAAUGGUAGAGGGGUAAAAUCAGCUUCCAACUACUUGAUUGGGCUAGGAAGCUAUGACAUCACUGGGCCGGCAGCUGAUGUUAACAUGAUGGGGUAUGCAAACAUGGAUCAGACGGCAUCUGGUAUUCACUUCAGGUUGCGAGCUCGCGCCUUCGUUGUUGCAGAGCCUCAGGGCAAACGGAUUGUGUUUGUAAAUCUUGAUGCUUGUAUGGCAUCACAACUGGUUACGAUAAAAGUCCUUGAGAGAUUGAAGGCAAGGUAUGGUGAUCUCUAUACAGAAAAUAAUGUCGCCAUUAGUGGCAUUCAUACCCAUGCUGGCCCUGGAGGUUAUCUUCAAUAUGUUGUGUACCUUGUAACAUCCCUUGGUUUUGUCCGCCAAUCAUUUGAUGCCCUUGUUGAUGGAAUUGAGCAGAGCAUCAUACAAGCUCAUGAUAACCUUCGAACUGGAUCAAUAUAUGUGAAUAAAGGGGAGCUUUUAGAUGCUGGUGUUAAUCGCAGUCCAAGCGCUUAUCUCAAUAAUCCAGCUGCUGAACGCAGUAAAUAUAAGUAUGAUGUUGAUAAAGACAUGACCCUCUUGAAGUUUGUUGAUGAUGAAUGGGGCCCAGUUGGCAGCUUCAAUUGGUUUGCAACCCAUGGAACUUCUAUGAGCCGGACAAAUUCAUUGAUAAGUGGGGACAAUAAAGGAGCAUCAGCUCGCUUUAUGGAAGACUGGUUUGAGCAAACUAAUGGUGGAAGCAUAUCAACUGAUGUAUCUAAGAUUAACAAAAUCCCCAGAAGAAUCUCAAGCAUUAUUCCUCUUGCUAAAGACACUCAUCAUGAGUUACUAGAACUUGCUGCUUCUUUUGAUUCCUCAUCAGGCAAAUCAACCAUCAAGUUUACAAGCCUUGCAAAACGUGUAAGAAGUGCUCUCAGGCAGACUGAAAUGCCUGCAUUUGUAUCUGCAUUUUGUCAAACCAAUUGCGGUGAUGUCAGUCCGAAUGUGCUUGGAGCCUUCUGUUUAGAUACAGGCUUACCUUGUGAUUUCAAUCAUAGUACCUGUGGUGGAAAGAAUGAGUUAUGCUAUGGCCGAGGACCUGGGUAUCCUGAUGAAUUUGAAAGCACACGUAUUAUCGGGGAGAGACAAUUCAGGAAAGCAGUGGAACUUUUUAAUGCAGCAUCUGAGCAAUUAAAUGGGAAGAUCGAUUAUCGUCAUACUUUUGUUGAUUUUUCCAAACUUGAUGUGACAAUUCCAAAGGAAGGCGGAGGUACCAAUGUUGUAAAAACCUGUCCUGCAGCAAUGGGGUUUGCAUUUGCUGCUGGUACAACUGAUGGACCUGGGGCUUUUGAUUUUAAGCAAGGGGAUGACAGUGGUAAUGCAUUUUGGAGACUCGUCCGCAACGUACUUAAAACUCCAGGCAAGGAACAAAAUGACUGUCAACAUCCUAAACCCAUUCUGCUUGAUACUGGUGAAAUGAAACAGCCUUACGAUUGGGCGCCUUCCAUACUUCCAGUUCAGAUUCUGAGGAUAGGGCAGCUUGUGAUUCUUAGUGUGCCUGGAGAGUUCACCACAAUGGCUGGAAGACGGCUCCGUGAUGCUGUUAAAACGGUUCUGACAAGUGGAGAUACUAAAGAGUUUGGUAGCAAUGUCCAUGUAGUGAUAGCGGGUUUGACAAAUACAUAUUCACAAUAUGUGACAACAUUUGAGGAAUACCAGAUACAGAGAUAUGAGGGUGCCUCAACACUGUAUGGACCUCACACUCUUAGCGGCUACAUUCAGGAGUUCAAGAAACUUGCAGCAGCCCUUAUCAGUGGACAAUCAGUGGAAUCCGGGCCACAACCUCCAGAUCUGCUAAACAAGCAAAUAAGCUUACUUACACCUGUUGUGAUGGAUGCAACUCCACUUGGUGUAAAUUUUGGGGACGUCAGCUUAGAUGUACCCAAGAACUCCACCUUUAAGAGAGGUGACAAUGUAACGGUAGUUUUCUGGUCAGCAUGUCCCAGAAAUGACCUCAUGACUGAAGGUACAUUUGCGCUGGUGGAGAUUCUCAAAGGCAAGGAUUCUUGGCGGCCUGCAUAUGAUGAUGAUGAUUUCUGCCUCCGCUUCAUUUGGUCCAGACCUGCUAAACUUAGCACCCGAAGUCAUGCAACCAUACAAUGGAUAAUACCACAAACAGCUGCUUCAGGUGUAUACAGGAUUAGGCAUUUUGGCGCUGCAAAGAGUCUUUUGGGGUCAAUUAAGCAUUUUACAGGUGCUUCCAGUGGUUUUGUGGUGGCAUAAGAUUUUUAUUUUCCACUCCUUGCAACGAACAGAUAUUGUAUGAAUCUUCUCGCUAGCAAUUGAAGCACUGAGUGUGUAUAAUUUAAAAUUUUGAUU